This is a messenger RNA of Ogataea parapolymorpha DL-1, 1590 nucleotides long. Its product is annotated as ATP-dependent RNA helicase DBP2. Gene Ontology annotation, molecular function: ATP binding; RNA binding; RNA helicase activity. Gene Ontology annotation, biological process: rRNA processing. The record is from RefSeq and is a predicted model, not a curated record. Bases 1 to 1590 code for a protein of 529 amino acids. Lineage: Eukaryota; Fungi; Ascomycota; Pichiomycetes; Pichiales; Pichiaceae. Gene Ontology annotation, cellular component: nucleus; cytoplasm; ribonucleoprotein complex. The transcript is spliced from 2 exons.
AUGUCGUAUACUAACAACAAUAGAAAUAGCUACCGGACUUAUGGCGGUGGAGAUAGAAGUAGGUUUGGCAGAGACGAUCGCAAUGGCAACUAUGGACGCAGAGACGAUUACGAGCUUGGUGCAAAUUUGACCAAGCCUAAUUUCGAUCUGGAAACUUUGCCCAAGUUCGAAAAGAAUUUUUACAAAGAGGCAGAGGCGGUUGCUUCGCGGUCGGAAGAUGAGGUGGCUGCGUUUAGAAAGGAGCACGAUAUGACGGUGUAUGGAAGAGACAUCCCUAGACCUAUCACUUCGUUCGACGAGGCUGGGUUCCCAGACUACGUUUUGAAGGAGGUGAAGGCGCAGGGAUUCCCUAAUCCUACCGCCAUCCAGUGUCAGGGAUGGCCAAUGGCCCUUUCCGGACGCGAUAUGGUGGGAAUUGCUUCGACUGGUUCUGGAAAGACCCUGUCGUACUGUUUGCCGGCUAUCGUGCAUAUCAAUGCCCAGCCCCUUUUGCAACCUGGCGAUGGUCCUAUCUGUUUGGUUUUGGCCCCAACGAGAGAGCUGGCUGUGCAGAUUCAGAAGGAGUGCUCCAAGUUCGGACGCUCCUCCAGAAUCAGAAACACCUGUGUCUACGGUGGAGUGCCGAAGGGCCAGCAGAUCAGAGACCUUGCCAGAGGAGCUGAAAUCUGUAUUGCCACUCCUGGUCGUCUUCUGGACAUGCUGGACUCCGGCCGGACAAACCUCAAGCGUGUGACGUAUUUGGUUCUGGACGAGGCCGACAGAAUGCUGGACAUGGGAUUCGAGCCCCAGAUCCGCAAGAUUGUCGACCAGAUCCGUCCCGAUAGACAGACGCUGAUGUGGUCUGCCACCUGGCCGAAGAGCGUCCAGACCCUGGCCAGAGACUACCUGAACGACUACAUCCAGGUCAACAUUGGGUCUUUGGACCUGGCCGCCUCGCACAACAUCAAGCAGAUCAUCGACGUGUGUUCCGAGUACGAGAAGAGAGACAAGCUUGCCAAGCACCUGGAGACUGCCAUGCAGGACCCACAGGCUAAGGUGAUUGUCUUUGCCUCGACCAAGAGAACGUGCGACGAGAUCACUGCGUACAUGCGGAGCGAGGGCUGGCCAGCGUUGGCUAUUCAUGGCGACAAGGAGCAAAGGGAGAGAGAUUGGGUUCUGAGCGAGUUCAGGUCCGGACGGUCACCUAUUAUGGUGGCCACGGACGUGGCUGCCAGAGGUAUUGACGUCAAGGGAGUCACCACGGUGAUCAACCACGACAUGCCGGGCAACGUCGAGGACUACGUCCACCGUAUUGGAAGAACGGGACGUGCUGGCGAGAAAGGAACGGCCAUCACGAUGUUCACGGACGGCAACUCCGGCCAGGCCCACGACCUCAUCACCAUUUUGAGAGAGGCCAAGCAGGAGAUUCCUCCGCAAUUGCAAGCUUUGGACAAGAAGGGCAACAGAGGCAAUGGAUACGGCUAUGGUAGAGGCCGCGGAGGAUACGGUAGAGGCCGUGGUGGCUAUGGCAGAGGUGGCCGUGGAGGAAGAGGCGGCUCGAGAGGCUUUUCUGGUAGCAACUCUGCGCCAUUGGGAAACAGAAGGUUCUAA